AUGGGCAUUGGCAUAAUAGAGCAUUGUCUCAUUCGCGAGCUCUGCGAAGGAGUAAACUCCAUAUCCUACUGUCCACACUACCGUGCGGCUUCUUACCGACCGCACUUUAUCGUUCUCGACGCGUCAGAAUCGCACCAAUGCCACCAUUGCCUAACAGGAGCAAAACCUCUACGGUGGAGCGACGUAGAGGACAACUUCGAAGAAAUAGCCCGAUUCUUGCGACGGGGAAUCGUCGACUAUCCCCAAGACUCAAGGGAAGAAAUCAACUUUGGUCGAUGGACCUACAUUCUCACGACAGGGUUGGAUACGGGCCGGCGAGCAACCACAACGUUUGACCUCAGGGAAGACGCUAAUGUAGCUGUAUUGGACUUUUUACAGAUCUGGGUUCAAAACUUGUUAUCGGAAGACGAAAUAGAAAUAGAAGCCGCACACUUUGAACAGGUGCUCGAUAAGCUCGGACUUCUCGAGGGAGAUCGACUCGCCACUCUGGACGUGUCACGCGUCAGAGAAAACGUACAAUAUACCUUUGAUACAUUGCUAAACCAAAUAUUUACAGUUAUGUGGCAGCACUUCCGGGGUCGCUUAGGUGCUGGCCCUUCCCGGUCUCUGAAUGUUGUGGACGACAUCCUGCAAGAGGUUGCAAACCGAACGGAUGGCCUCGUCCUUUCCGAAGCGUAUACGUUUAACUUAAUGCAUGAACUUGAAUUUGAGCUGGUUCUCCCAGACUUCGGCCAGAGAUCGUUCCAGACGGUGAAAGCGGUGCGGGAGAACUAG
This is a messenger RNA of Daldinia caldariorum, 774 nucleotides long. RefSeq lists its product as uncharacterized. The coding region runs from base 1 to 774 and encodes 257 amino acids. The transcript is spliced from 2 exons. Lineage: Eukaryota; Fungi; Ascomycota; Sordariomycetes; Xylariales; Hypoxylaceae. The record is from RefSeq and is a predicted model, not a curated record.